Messenger RNA from Chionomys nivalis (European snow vole), 372 nucleotides. RefSeq names its product urotensin 2 (gene Uts2). Gene Ontology annotation, molecular function: hormone activity. Gene Ontology annotation, cellular component: extracellular region. Gene Ontology annotation, biological process: regulation of blood pressure; blood vessel diameter maintenance. Lineage: Eukaryota; Metazoa; Chordata; Mammalia; Rodentia; Cricetidae. The coding region runs from base 1 to 372 and encodes 123 amino acids. The record is from RefSeq and is a predicted model, not a curated record. The transcript has 4 exons.
AUGGACAGACUGGCCUUCUGCUGCCUGCUCUUCGUGGGACUCCUGAACCCACUCCUGUCCCUUCCCAUCCCUGACACGGGGGAGAAGGCUCCUCAGCGUCCAGUGCUUGAAGAAGAUGCUCGGCUGGCUCUGGAGGAGCUGGAGAGGGUUGCUCUCCUGCAGACACUGCGACAGACAGUGGGCACAGAGGCAGGUGGAGGCCUUAGCGAAGCAGAUCCCAGUGAUGAUACUCCCACCCCAAGGGGAAGCUUGAGAAAGGCUUUCUCUGGACAAGAUUCUAACACUGUACUGAGUCGUCUUUUGGCAAGAACCAGGAAACAACAUAAGCAACAUGGGACUGUCUCGGAGUGCUUCUGGAAAUACUGCAUUUGA